CCUAGCGCCUGGGAGCCCCCUCGGGCUGCCAAAGGACGGACGCACCGAGCCCCGGAGGGAAAGCUUGGGGGCCACUGGGCUCUUGGCCGCGGAACUCUCCAACCCCGCUUUACUUUAAUCCGUUGGGAGUGAGCGCUCCGGCAUCAGCCUGGUCUCUCCCACCGGCCCGGGCUUGGCGCCCCGUAUGGAUGGAGAGCCAGCCCCGACGCUUUGCCCUGGAGCUGGAGCCGGGGCCGCCGCAGCAGCCGCCGCAGCCCCUUCCGAGGCUGGAGUCGUCGCUGUGAACAAGGGACCCUAAAGAAUGGCCGAGCCUUUGGGGAACGAGCUGGCGUCCGCAGCUGCCAGGGGCGACCUAGAGCAACUCACUCAUUUGUUGCAAAAUAAUGUGAGCGCCAAUGCAGAAAAUGGAUUUGGAAGGACGGCGCUGCAGGUGAUGAAACUCGGAAACCCGGAGAUCGCGCGGAGGCUUCUAUUGUGCGGUGCCAAUCCAGACCUGAAGGACCCCACGGGGUUCGCGGUCCUGCACGACGCUGCCCGGGCCGGCUUUCUGGACACCUUACAGACUCUGCUGGAGUUCCAGGCCGACGUGAACGUGGAGGACAGCGAGGGCAACCUGCCGCUGCACCUGGCAGCCCGCGAGGGCCACGUGCCCGUCGUGGAGUUCCUGCUCCGACACACCGCCUGCAGAGUGGACCACCGGAACCGCCAGGGCGACACCGCUUGCGACGUGGCCCGCCUCUACCGCCGGGACGCCGUGGUACGACUUCUGGAGGCUGGCCGGCCCGACGACGCGGCCCCAGUCCCAGGCGAGCCGGCACCCGCCGCUUCGGCCCCAGCCGCCACUGCCGAACCGCCCUAAGGAGUCCCAAGGCCAGACCGGCUGCUGUCCCGGGGCCGCACCAUCCCUCCGUGUUCGGCAGCCCAGUCUGACUGCGUGCGUGCCGGGGAUUACUGCGCUCUCCCUCUGCCUUCCAAGCAAAUAGUCAAAGCCUCAAACUACGGAGGUGGGAUUCUUCUGAAAGAUUUAUGAAUAUAUUUAAAAAGGCUUCCAAUCCGCCAGCAAAAACCUCCCUCCUCCCCUCAGAGACCUAAUAUCUGCUUGCAAAACUGCUUUGGUCUUCUUGGGAAUGUAGAGUUUCCUCCUUCCUCAGUUUCCAGCCUUAACCCACCUCAGCCCUCACCUCCCUAACCCUCUAGUCCCCUUGCCUGUUCCCCUACUUUGCAACUUCGUUUUCAGAGUCUAUCUAUAUCCUGAUGCUUCUUUUGCCUAAUUAAAACUCUUUUUAAACGGGACAAAUGUUUUCGGUGAUUUCUUCCUCCACUCCCACUUUUCUCUCCUCUCUGCUGAUUGUACCCAGGAAGGCUGUUUUCAGAGUGUGUGGAUUUGUUCGGCUGAUUCGAUUACAGGCCCUAGAACUGGCAAGGACUUUAUAAUUCAUCUCUGUGCAACCCUCUCAUUUUACAGAUGAGAAGAGUCCGGUGGU
Dromiciops gliroides (monito del monte) is the source of this 1484-nucleotide messenger RNA. RefSeq names its product cyclin dependent kinase inhibitor 2C (gene CDKN2C). Bases 302 to 859 code for a protein of 185 amino acids. The transcript is spliced from 3 exons. NCBI's taxonomy places the organism in Eukaryota, Metazoa, Chordata, Mammalia, Microbiotheria, Microbiotheriidae. Gene Ontology annotation, molecular function: cyclin-dependent protein serine/threonine kinase inhibitor activity; protein kinase binding. Gene Ontology annotation, cellular component: nucleus. Gene Ontology annotation, biological process: regulation of cyclin-dependent protein serine/threonine kinase activity; negative regulation of cell population proliferation. The record is from RefSeq and is a predicted model, not a curated record.